This is a messenger RNA of Macrosteles quadrilineatus (aster leafhopper), 1641 nucleotides long. RefSeq names its product mitochondrial import receptor subunit TOM20 homolog B-like. The record is from RefSeq and is a predicted model, not a curated record. The coding region runs from base 197 to 667 and encodes 156 amino acids. The transcript has 4 exons. Gene Ontology annotation, cellular component: mitochondrial outer membrane; mitochondrial outer membrane translocase complex. Lineage: Eukaryota; Metazoa; Arthropoda; Insecta; Hemiptera; Cicadellidae. Gene Ontology annotation, biological process: tRNA import into mitochondrion; protein import into mitochondrial matrix; protein targeting. Gene Ontology annotation, molecular function: transmembrane protein transporter activity.
CGAACAAACACCCCCUUUUGGACUUUCAGACUACGCUUAGCGUGUGGUGAUAUUUUCGACGAUGUAUUUAAAUGUUAUAAAUUGUUAUUGUAUUAACUAGAUUUGAUUUUUUCUGAAUUUUGGAACAGUGUUUAAUAUCACAGUUUUCCUUUUUACCAGCUAGAAGGUCUGAAGUCUGAGUAAAAAACUGUAGAAAAUGACAAUGAUUUCGUUGAAAGCUGCACUUGGCCUUGCAGCAGGAGCUUCUGCAACUCUUUUUAUUGGAUAUUGUAUAUAUUUUGACCGGAAAAGAAGAAGUGACCCCAACUUCAAGAAGAAACUUAAAGAAAGAAGAACAGCGAAAAGAGAAGCUGCAUUGAAUGCAAAGAAUGGCAAAACAAAAAUUCCUGAUCUCAAAGAUCACGAAGCGGUGCAAAUGUUUUUCCUUCAGGAGGUUCAGAAGGGAGAGGAGUUGCUGGGAGCUGGGGACGAAGAAGGGGGAGUUGAACACCUGAGCAACGCAGUCGCAGUCUGUGGCCAGCCUAAUCAGCUGUUGCAAGUAUUGCAGCAGACGCUUCCUCCGCAUGUGUUCCAGCUGUUGCUGCUCAGACUACCGGCUGCCGGCCAGAGAUUCAUGGCGCAAUCAACUGCCUCUACUGCCACCGUAGUUGAUGAUGGCGUUGACUAAUCUAAACAACCUCUCCACGUAGUCAGAUCAUUCAAUGUCUUUAGACUCUUAUUUCUCUUUAGUAUUCUUCUUUUGAAUGUUUUUGGCAUUACAGGCUGAGUUAAAAACAUCAGUGAUAAGGUAUUUAUUUUCAACUAAACACAUUAUCAAAUGAUAAUUUUGUUUGUAAAUUGUGUAAGGAUAGUAUAGUAUCAAUAGUUGUCGUUUAAUUCCUUUGAUUUGAAUUUUGACAUCAAUUUAUCCUCAAAGUGAGUUUUGUUUCUUCAGUUGUAUUAUUCAAUAUUUAUAUCUGUUAAUGGAUAAAUGUUAAACCUAAAGCUGUUAGACUUGAACCUUGUAAAUGCUUAACACCUGUUCAUUAACUAGAAUUUAAGUAGGUAUGAUCACAAUAUUCUAUGUAGGUAUAACUUAUACCAAAUAUUUAAACUGCUUGAGUUUACAUUUAAUGUAUUGUUGCUGAAGUCAGACAUUCUUACUUACAUUCUUGGGUCUUUAUGUCUUGAAAAUUCUGCUCUCAGGUCUUAGAAUGUGUCUGCUUGUACAAAUGUGAAUGUUGUUACAAAAAAAUAUUCUUGAUGGUUUGUAAAUUUGUCUAUAAAUUUAUUUUUAUAGCACCAAAAUCAGGAAAAAUACAAUAAUUGUAAAAUGCAUAGGGCUUUAAUUUGAAUAUUUUCGAAUAGUGACAGAGGAACAUUUGAUUUAAAUAUUGAUUGUUUGCUUGAGCUUUUUUUUCUUGCGCAAGUUCCUUCUCUAGCUAUAAGUAAGUUCCAAAGAGUCUUUGCAUCUAAGUACAUUCUUGCAUUUGUUACUCGUUAAAGCUGUGCAGAAAAGGAUUGUAUUUCUAGGCCUUGAUCGUUGAACUUGUUAUUCCAACUGUAAGGUGUAUGAAAGUGUAUAUUUUGAAAAUAAAGCUUGCCUAGUUGGAAUUCCGAUAUUUUGUGUCUGUAGCUCAAUAUAGAAUGAUUUAUUUUGAA